This is a messenger RNA of Macrosteles quadrilineatus (aster leafhopper), 907 nucleotides long. Its product is annotated as probable palmitoyltransferase ZDHHC24. The transcript has a single exon. Gene Ontology annotation, molecular function: palmitoyltransferase activity. The coding region runs from base 16 to 858 and encodes 280 amino acids. NCBI's taxonomy places the organism in Eukaryota, Metazoa, Arthropoda, Insecta, Hemiptera, Cicadellidae. The record is from RefSeq and is a predicted model, not a curated record.
UACUAAACCACAAAUAUGAAACUAAGAAACAAAUUUUUCCCGAUAACAUGCCUCGAUAUUGUCUCAUUUGUGUUCAUAUCGUUAAUCGUGCCUUUCGGCUACUGUUUCGAAAUACUUUUAGUGCUACCGACCUUCUACUCAGCAACAUCCUUCUGGUUCAUCCUCCACGCUUUCUCAGGAUCGUUCGUGUUGGUCAACAUUGUGAGCAACUUCGUCUUUAUCAUGAUAACGGACACGAGCGUGAAAAAGAACUUGGAAUCUCAGACUCAUGGAUCGCAACAUUGGAACUUUUGUCGCAAAUGUGACAUUCGAAUUCCUCCCAGAUCUUGGCAUUGCAAUGUCUGCAACUGUUGUGUUCUCAAGAGAGAUCACCAUUGCCAGUUCACAGGAUGCUGCAUCGGACAUCACAACCAUAGGUAUUUCUUUUUCUUCGUCUUCUACAUGGCGCUCGGUACGAUCUACGCUCUUUACUUGCACACCCGCUACAUUUACCGGACAGCCACCGAGUACGUCGAAACAGGCUUACAAUUCCGAGGGUCAAGGAUUUUAGCUUUUGCUUUGGGUUUGAGCUACUCCAUCCAAAACUGCUACCUCUUAUUCUACGGCGUGACCCUCUUCGGUGUUGGAGUCUCUAUGUUUUUCUUCCUCUUCCAUUUCACCACGAUGACUCGAGGACAAGUGCUGUAUGAGAGGGCUCGUGAUAUUAACGCUUAUGAUUCCGGUUCUGUGAAGAAAAAUAUAGAGCAAGUGUUGGGUAAAAGAUGGUAUUUAGCAUGGAUUUCUCCGUUUGUUACUUCAGAACUACCUAGUGAUGGUGUGAAAUGGGCUCAGCACAAAUUUAAUAAAAGAGUUAUUUGAUUUCAUCUAUAUUUUUCUAGAGUAGAUUAUAAUUUGGGUUCUGGUUACU